Stomoxys calcitrans (stable fly) is the source of this 2163-nucleotide messenger RNA. Its product is annotated as cyclin-K. Bases 425 to 1885 code for a protein of 486 amino acids. The record is from RefSeq and is a predicted model, not a curated record. NCBI's taxonomy places the organism in Eukaryota, Metazoa, Arthropoda, Insecta, Diptera, Muscidae. Gene Ontology annotation, molecular function: cyclin-dependent protein serine/threonine kinase activator activity. Gene Ontology annotation, biological process: positive regulation of DNA-templated transcription, elongation; regulation of transcription by RNA polymerase II. The transcript has 2 exons. Gene Ontology annotation, cellular component: cyclin/CDK positive transcription elongation factor complex; nucleus.
CAAUUCAUGUCGUGCUUGUCUUGCAUUUCACCAACAAGAUUUUAUAGAAUUUCCUUUUAAGUUUCUAUUUUAACAAAAAAAAACGACAUUGAAUUAAAUUUAUAAACAUUAAAUAAAGGACUAUUGAAGGCCUUAUAAAAUAAUCAAGAAUAUAUCUAAGCGGAGAAGUGAAAGCCAUACUUUAUCGAGAGUGACAGAUUUUCAGUGUUUGUGAGCAACCACCCUGCACGUACUCCCCCCUCCCAAGACAUAAACUUGUAAGAGUGAUUGCUUGUGUGCUCUUCUUGUACAAUUCCUAACCCUUGGCCACGGCUGCAGUGAGUGUAAACAAAUUCCAAACAUCGCCGGGCGCCAAAAUAUUACAAAAGUGGAAGGUGGCGUACGAGGCACAUAGGAUUGCGGCAGCGUGAAAGUUCCCCAAAACAUGCCCUGUUGGUACUAUGACAAGAAUGAGCUGCGUGACACACCUUCGGUACGAGAUGGCAUUCCUUUGGAAGCAGAGCGACGUUAUCGCAAAGAAGGUGCCCGUUUCAUCAUGACUUGUGGCACACAAAUGGGCUUGGGUCACAACACCAUGGCCACGGGCGUGGUGUAUUUUCAUCGUUUCUAUAUGUUUCAGUCGUUCAAACAGUUUCCACGCUAUGUGACGGCAUGUUGUUGCCUAUUGCUGGCCGGUAAAGUGGAGGAGACACCAAAGAAAUGCCGAGAUAUCAUACUGAUAGCACGUCAAUUGCUGACAGAGAAUCAUUUCUAUUCAUUUGGCAAGGAACCCAAAGAGGAGGUCAUAACCUUAGAGCGCAUAUUGUUGCAAACCAUAAAAUUUGACCUGCAAGUCGAACACCCCUACACAUUUCUACUCCGCUAUGCCAAAUGCUUUAAGGGCGAUCAACAGAAACUCCAAAAGAUGGUACAAAUGGCCUGGAACUUUGUCAAUGACUCGCUGAGUACAGUGGUGUGUCUGCAAUGGGAGCCGGAAAUAAUUGCGGUGGCCCUCAUCUAUCUGGCCAGUAAACUGAGCAAAUUUACCGUCACCGAUUGGAUUGGCCGUCAGCCUCAACACACACGCUGGUGGGACAUGUUUGUCUCUGAUGUUACCAUGGAUAUCUUGGAGGAUAUUUGCCAUCAGGUGCUGGAUUUGUAUCAAAGCAAUUCCAAGGAAUCCACAGAGAAUAAUAGUCCACCUCAAAAACCACCAAGUAGAGCCGAUAGCCCUACGCCCAUGAAAUCAGUGUUGCCCUCAACGAAUCACUCAGGUUCGCCGGCUGGCAAAACAAAGCCAAUGGCGGCGGCAAACUCAUCUUCCUCCUCCACCUCCUCGUUGACUAGUGUAAGUGAGGCAACAAACAAUACGCAAAAUAUAAAACCCAUACCGACCAUUGCCUCUAGUAUACCUACUGUACCUCCCGCAACCAUCGAUCACCCAACAACACAUGCUGUGCCCUCGUCGUCCAGUUAUCAUCAUCCUCCGCAUCAUCACAUUGCCGCCGCCCCCUCCCAUCAUCAUUCUAUGUACACUGCCAUGCCUCCCAUGGCCGGGCCAUGGCCAAUGCCUCCUCCGGCGGCCGGUGGCUAUCCUCAUGCUCCGGUGCCAAAUAUAUCUGGUCCCAAUGCAGGCGGAGGUGUUAUACCUCCUCCUUUGCCACCGCCACCACAGCCCAUGGUACCUUAUUGUGCACCUUCUUCCUAUGGGCCACCCUCCCACUUUGCCAGUGUACCUCCGCCAAUACCGCCCGGCAGCACAGGGCCCGUGGGUGUGGGUGGAGCCCCACCACCACCUCCAGGUGUAGAAAGUCAUCUGCCGCCACCCAGUAGGGGAGGCGGCGGUGGCUAUUACCAGCCACCACCUCCAGGGAAUUAUGUCGGUGGUGGUCGACAACGCUAUUGAGUUACCACACUAUACGAACGACGAUGUAAGAGGUAUGAGAAAUUUGUUGUAAUUAUUUUUUUUUUCUAUUAAAAUGUAAUUUUUUUGUAAGAAAAAUAGCAAAGACAAAUUUAUUUCUAAUAUAAGAAUUAAUAACGGAAAAAUCGCAAGGAAAAAAAAAUUUAAUAUCAAUACUAAUUUAAGGGAAUUUAGUUUUUUAUAUAUAUAAAGCAAGUUAUUUAAACCAAUGUAAUAAAGGAACAUUAAUAUUUUUUCAAAAAUAUUCAAUCAUGAAAGGA